AGAAGCUGUCUAUCGGGCUCCAGCGGUCAUGUCCGGCAGAGGAAAGGGCGGAAAAGGCUUAGGCAAAGGGGGCGCUAAGCGCCACCGCAAGGUCUUGAGAGACAACAUUCAGGGCAUCACCAAGCCUGCCAUUCGGCGUCUAGCUCGGCGUGGCGGCGUUAAGCGGAUCUCUGGCCUCAUUUACGAGGAGACCCGCGGUGUGCUGAAGGUGUUCCUGGAGAAUGUGAUUCGGGACGCAGUCACCUACACCGAGCACGCCAAGCGCAAGACCGUCACAGCCAUGGAUGUGGUGUACGCGCUCAAGCGCCAGGGGCGCACCCUGUACGGCUUCGGAGGCUAGGCCGCCGCUCCAGCUUUGCACGUUUCGAUCCCAAAGGCCCUUUUUAGGGCCGACCACUUGCUCAUCUGAGGAGUUGGACACUUGACUGCGUAAAGUGCAACAGUAACGAUGUUGGAAGGUAACUUUGGCAGUGGGGCGACAAUCGGAUCUGAAGUUAACGGAAAGCUACCGCGGCCCAUAGCGCUCACAGCCGUAAAGACUUAAGUCGUUGACCGAAAGCGGCUUUUUCACUUACCUGGGCUUUUUUUUUUUUUUUUUUUUUUUUUAAAGCCUUUAUCGGUAUGAAAGGUUGAAUGCUCUAGGUUUGAGCACUGCUUUCUCGGCUUGCUCUUCUGGUGCAGUAUAGGCACACCUAGAGGGCCACGUCAGUCUUUGCGAUCACCAAAUCUGGUUCUGAGAAAUAGGCACUGGCAAUUUACACAUGCCUUGCUGUGUAAUCUCACUAUAUUUGCUCAGGCAAAGUGGGAGAAGCAGCCUUAGGUUUUCAUUCUAGAGAUGCCGGCUUUCCCACCUGAUCGGCUUAGAGUUCACGAUUGACUGUUUUGGGCUUCAUUUCACCCUCUACAUAACAAGCGGGUGGACUAGAUGCCUUAGCAAGGGUCCGUGUUGUGUGGUGUCUCCAGCCACGCACUCAGCUCAAUCUUAGCACAGUUAAAAAAUGCCUUUCUAGCAAGUUAUCUGCCCAGUGCCUGAAAAGUAUCAUUUCUUGUGUUCAAUAAAAAGCCUCCUAAUUUAAUCAAGGACCUAUGAGAUAACUGUCUUUUAGUUGUGGCAUUGCAAGGAUACAAAUGCAGAGAUAUUUUAAAGUGAUCCUUCUGUAAGAGUGAACCAACGAUAUGAUCUGAAAGCAACUUCACAGGUAAUUCAGGCUUAUGAUUUUACUGUGUAUGUAUUUGGGAGAAGAAAUUCUGUCAGCUCCCAAAGGAUAAACCAGCAGUUGCUUUAUUGGUCUUCAGAUGUGGCUGCAAACACUUGAGACUGAACUAAGCUUAAAACACGGUACUUAGCAAUCGGGUUGCCAGCAAAGCACUGGAUGCAAGCCUUGCCUUCCAGAAGCUUACCAGUCGGGUUGCCAGCAAAGCAGUGGAUGCAAGACUUGCCCUCCAGGAGCUUACCAUCACAACGAAGAAGACAAAUAAAUGCAUAAUAUAUAGACGACAUAAAUCCAUACUGUACACAUUUAAGAAUAAACAGUCCAGUAGUAAGAGGCAGUACAUAUUCAAUCUGCUGAGAAAUGUAGACAAUAACUACUAUAAGAAUCCUAAUGCUACAGAAGUCACUGGCUGCUGGGAAACCGGGGAAAACUUGGCUAUGGACGUGGGGGCUUGUGUCGGACUCUGAAUAAAGAGCAGAAUGAUUGGCGUCCUACUGAGAUACAUAGUAAAGGGGGCGAGGGCAGGGAGGAAGUGGCAAGAAUAACAUUUGUGAAGAUGUCCAGAUCGCUGCAGUGAAUGCUUUUAACCUGUCAACUGUGAUGAAACAAACAGAAAACCGAAGCCCUGGCUUCUUCUGAGGUGCAAAUAAAUGACCGAGAAGGUGUUAUCUAAGACCUCUACAGCCAUUUGUAUCUGGCCGUGUGUAGAGUGGGCUCUGCAAGACCCUGCCUCACUUUCCCACUAAGAGGCCUUGGACUUCCCAGCUCCCAGAGACUGUAGAGAUCACCUCUGUGGCCUCCUGUCACGAUUUCCUAAGGCGAAGAGCUUCAUUUGCCCAACGGAGGCCCACGUUCUUCCUGUCUGAUCUACUGUCUUCCCAAGGAUCUGAACUCGGGCACCAGCGUCUGCCCACAUGUCCGACGAAAACAACGUAAAGGAACUACUGAGUCUGGACAGAAAAUCCAGACAUACCAUGCAGCUUCUAAGAGGACCGAGUGCCUUCACUGGAAUAGUGAAUCUCCUUCUGUGGACAUGGACAGGGAACGGCUCGAUAAAGCCCAGAUUCACAAAAUUCCGCCCACACCCCGUGCCCCCGGGAAUUUUGGCUUAGGGGCAGGAUAUGGGGGUUACCACUGUGCUAGUGGAGGUGGCGCGGGGACUGAACGGCAGCCCCAGCGCAGUUCUCCCCACGUUUGUCCGCAGAACCCCGGCGAGGCCGAGGUGGUCAUUUCCCUCCCUAGCCGGAUGGCCGCGCCGGGUGAGGCCGGUUUGGGCGCGAAGCACGGGCGUGUGGCGCUCCACUUCCGCAAAGGCCAGCCGCGCUCAGGACCGCGAGCCCUGAGCGUCCCCCUAGUGACCCCUGGCCUCGUGCCCGACGCCCCGUCUCUCCUGCCCCGGCCCCCCCGCCACGCAGGGCCCCGGUCACGCGCGGGGGGAGCCGGACCGCCAAAGCCCGCGAGCCGGCGCCCAGGAAAGCGUCCGCAGCCCGGCCAGUGCGGAUAGGCCAAUUGGCCGAAGUCGGCAAAGCUCAAGACGGCACCGCAGCAGGGGGACCCGACCCCGUUUUGUUGGGAGCCUAAGCGGAAGUGCCUUCCCCGCUCUAAUGCCGGAGGAGCACGGAGGGCAAGCGGUACAGCUUCUUCCAAGUGCUGAUGUGGGUGGCUCUGAAAAGAGCCUUUUGGAUACGAUGGAACCUCCGGCCGAACCGCCACUUCUUAAGCCCGCUCUCCACGGAUGCGGCGGGCCAGCUGGAUGUCCUUGGGCAUAAUGGUCACGCGCUUGGCGUGGAUGGCGCACAGGUUCGUGUCUUCGAACAGCCCCACCAGGUAGGCCUCGCUGGCCUCCUGCAGCGCCAUCACGGCCGAGCUCUGGAAGCGCAGGUCCGUCUUAAAGUCCUGCGCGAUCUCGCGUACCAGCCGCUGGAAGGGCAGCUUGCGGAUCAGCAGCUCCGUGGACUUCUGGUAGCGCCGGAUCUCCCGCAGGGCUACGGUGCCGGGCCGGUAGCGGUGCGGCUUCUUCACCCCGCCCGUGGCCGGCGCGCUCUUGCGGGCCGCCUUGGUGGCCAGCUGCUUCCUCGGGGCCUUGCCGCCGGUCGACUUGCGAGCAGUCUGCUUAGUACGGGCCAUAGCGAACCAAAACACAGGCUUACCAGCGCAGCGGCGGGGAGAAAAACGAGCUCCUAGCCCCGCCGCAGCCGUCUUUAUAAGCACAGUCUUUUCCCGAUUGGGCGGAACAAUAAUUGAAAAUCCCGCGCUGGCUGUCCAUUGGCUGUGACGUCACCCGUCCUAAAGUCACCGGUUGGCUUGGGCAGAUUCCUCCCUAAUCCCGCCCACCCCGCCUCACUUUCUACUUACCAGUUGGCGAAGUUUCGCAAGCUUGUUUUUCCCCUUUCCUUCAGGGUGAAAGUCAUUUUCCAUUGCAGCUUUGUCAGAUUGUUCCCUUUCCGCCCUUCGCUUCCUUAGAACACACUGCCCGCAAUACCCCCCCUUUCUUGCUGCGCCCUACAGCUCCCGCGUGGAACCUCAUUCUUCCAUUUGCCCCCCGCCCCCAGUUGCUACUUGGCGGAUCGUUUUUCGCCUGUCGGGUGCCUUUUGGGUGGGAGAGGUGCCCGCCCCCAGGACGCAAGAUUCCGCCUCCGAGGCCCUUACUCUCCGCCGCCAGGGCGCUUUGGAAAACAAAACAGAAACUAAGACUUAAGUCAGCUCAGUGAAGCCAAGACCCAGCUCCGCCACACUAGCGAGCACUACCCGCUCAGGGCCCUCCCCAUCGGGGGUGGGGACGAGGAGCACGUCCCGCUGGUGCCAGACUAGGUCUAAGUGUCCGGCCAUAGCCUGCGGAAACCACUAGGGAAGCGCGCGCUCCGCGCGCAACACUUCAGCGCGUUGGGUACUGCCCGCGGCGCUGGUGUUUGUGACUGUGUGGAGCGGACCGUGGCGGCGCCCAGGACGUUUGGUGCCUGCACCUGCCCUGGGAAGUCCUAGGACUGGGGACCCACUCAUCGAAGAGCCAAGGCAGUUACGUGCUCCAGAUGGAAGACGGCGCGCACACACACACACCCCGCCCCGCCCCGCCCCGUCCCGUCCCGUCCCGUCCCGUCCCGUCCCGUCAGCUCCAGGUUCGCUAUUCACUACUGAGGAACGCUGGACUGAGAGUGGCCAGCAUUAACAACUCUUUUAUUUGAAAACGUGGGUGGCUCUGAAAAGAGCCUUUUGAGUUCACAGGUGCCCCUUCGAGACGCGGGCCGGGCUGGGCCCACUUGGGCCGGACGUCAGCCUCACUUGCCCUUUGCCUUGUGGUGACUCUCCGUCUUCUUAGGGAGCAGUACGGCCUGGAUGUUAGGCAAGACGCCGCCCUGGGCGAUGGUGACUUUGCCCAGCAGCUUGUUCAGUUCCUCGUCGUUGCGGAUGGCCAGCUGGAGGUGACGAGGGAUGAUGCGCGUCUUCUUGUUGUCCCGAGCCGCGUUGCCCGCCAGCUCCAGGAUCUCGGCGGUCAGAUACUCGAGGACCGCAGCCAUGUAGACGGGCGCGCCGGCCCCCACUCGCUCCGCGUAGUUGCCUUUGCGCAGCAAGCGAUGCACUCGCCCUACCGGGAACUGAAGGCCAGCGCGGGACGAGCGCGACUUGGCCUUGGCGCGGGCCUUGCCUCCUUGCUUGCCACGACCAGACAUGACAGCGAUAGUAGUCACCGAGAGAAACUCCUGCCUGGCGAUCGGGAAAGUCGCCGAAAACGCCGCUGCUUCACCUUUUUAUAGACAGAACGGCGAUUGUCCACGGAGCACUUUGAUUGGCUCAAGCAAAUUUUGUCCCGAUAGCCAAUAGGAUAGCUCAGCCAGAAUCCACUCAUUUACAUAAUCUCGUCUCCCUCGCAUUGCGCGCCGCGGAAAACUCGCGAACCAUAACGCAGCGUCAUGCGCACAGCCUCUGUAAGUACACAGUCGUUUCCGGUAGACCCCGAGCCUACCGCUCUGCUUGCGUUCUCGGGGGUCGGUGUCGGUCUUGGGUCUGGCCAUGCCUGAGCCUGCAAAGUUCGCGCCGGCUCCCAAGAAGGGCUCCAAGAAAGCCGUCACCAAAGCCCAGAAGAAAGACGGCAAGAAGCGCAAGCGCAGCCGCAAGGAGAGCUACUCCAUCUACGUGUACAAGGUGCUGAAGCGGGUCCACCCCGACACCGGCAUCUGGUGCAAGGCCAUGGGCAUCAUGAACUCCUUCCUCAACGACAUCUUCGAGCGCAUCGCGGGAGAGGCGUCCCGCCUGGCGCACUACAACAAGCGCUCCACCAUCACGUCCCGGAGAUCCAGACGGCCGUGCGCCUGCUGCUGCCCGGCGAGCUGGCCAAGCACGCCGUGUCCGAGGGCACCAAGGCGGUCACCAAGUACGCCAGCUCCAAGUGAGUCCCUGCCGGGACCUGGCGCUCGCUCGCUCCCUCCCUCCCUCCCUCCGCGGGUCGCCGGCUGCUUUGUCUCCAAAGGCUCUUUUCAGGGCCAUUUAACCACCUCAGUUAAAGAAUCUUUCUUGUGUUGUCAGUCCCAGUUGAUGUUUUUGGCUUCACGUCUGGUUAACUUUAGGAGAGCACACAACACCAAGCACAGAUAACUAUUUUCUUUUCACAUAGGCAUUGCUAUAAGUAAGCUUACAUAGAUUGAUAGUGGUAUCUUACUAUGGCAUAGAUAGGUUGGGGCUUGCCUUAGAGGGCUGCUCUUGAACUGUCUUUGGCCUGGUUACGUACCCGUGAAUAUGUGCCCAGGAGAUUGUUUCCUGUUGAGAAACGCAGUGUUAAUUUUGAUAAGUUUAUGUAAGAUCAAAUUGUGUAUAUGAACAAAGGUUGGGUCCGCUCUUCAGUGGUAAAAUGAAGGUAGAGAUUAAAUGCAUUGUAUGCUCUCAGAUGUGUACUUAAAAGGGAAUAGCUCAACUUUUAUAUAUGGUAUCGAGAAACCUGAGGUUUUUAUAUCAUUGGUUCACAAACACGUGCCUACACCACCACUCAUGUGAAAAUUCCUUAAGGAGGUAGAUGGAAGUUCGAUUUUGAUAACCAGGAGUUAACACCGAUAACCUUCUGCGCUUUCUAGUUGAGAUACCCUAAAAUCUACCCAAUACCAUUAAAUGGUUUUUUUCCCCAAGAGUUAUCACUCGGAAAAGCUUGUCCAGUUUAAGGGUUUGUUCCAUACAAUAGCAACAAAAUAUACGAUUUCUGAAGCCAGAGUUUGGGAUCCCUGAAGAGGAGAAGGACCACCAAUUUGCAAGGGAGGUUGAUUAGGUUUGUUUUCUGCUUUGGGAACACUGGACUUGGAAUCACACAGCCUCAUUAACCUCAAAAUAUUAUACUGAUUGCUCUGGGGAUCGUAAAUCCUAGGCUGGCCACAAUAGAAGCGAGGAAAGCAAUUAGGAGGCUGUUGCAGUGUUGUGGGCUGGAACAGUGAUUAAGACUUAAAGUCUCUCCAGACCAGCAGCAUCAGCAUUACUUGAAGUUACUAAAAAUGAAAAUUCCCAGGUUCCAUUAUUUGUGUUAAGCUUUCUGGGUGAUGGUGAUAUAUGCUAAAGUGUGAAAAACAACGGAUAAAUGACAUGCUGGAGUGCAAUGGUGGUAAUGGAAACAAAUGUUGGAUUUUAUCUUUGAGGUAGAAUUAAUAGGUGUGGCUGAGGAACAGGAUUUAGCUAACAGUGAAACCCCUAGAUUUUUGGCUUGAGCAACUGUGUAGAUAGUGGUACUAUUAGGAUAGAACACUGAGAGAAGAUAUUCGUUGGGACACUGAAGGGAGAUCCAGAGUUCCGACUGAAAUUUGAGAAGCUCUUUGCUAUUCAAGUGGAUAUGUGCAGUUGACAGUUUGAGAGAUGCAUCUAGGGUUCAGUAAAGACAACACAAGCCUGUCUUUAGGGUCUACCUGUGAACUGUGAACACAGCAAUGAGAAUGAUGGACAUCACCUUUAAGUAUUUUUCUAGACUUUAUUACUCAUGUGUUUGUCAUGAGGUGUAACUUAGUAGUUCAUAGUCCUAUAAUGUAUGUUAUUGACUAGGUAGCAUUUAUUUUUCUAAUUGUUUCUGUUAUAGUGCUGCCACAUGUGUUUCCCAGAAACGCAUUUUACCCACAGUUCUUAGGGUUGGCCUGAUUAGUUUAAUUGCUGUCUGAACCUGCUUCUUACUGUGAUUAGUUCAGGAAUCUAGAUCAAACUCAUUGGCAUUUAACAUUUCAGGAAGUGAACUGAGUAACAACUAACUCAGCAGGGGAGUGUAGUAUGCUAUUAUCUUUUGGGAAAGCAGCUUAUUUGCUUUCAAGAGGCAGCAGGAGGAUGGACUGUCUUUAGGUAUGAAGGCAAGAAUGAUUAUAGACAAUAUGCAGAGGAGGACACAGUGUGGGAGAAUCAGGGAACUGAGCCACUCAUGGAGUUCAGCCAACCUUGGAUCCCUGCUGCACCUUUGGACUUCCAGUUAAGCCAAUUUGUCUGACAUAUUUACUUAUACCAGUUUGAAUCUUGAAAUAUUUCAGGAAUAAUAAUUUCCUAGAUAAAAGGAAAGACCUUUCAUGAAAGGUCUCAAGUCAAAUAGGGUCAAUUAGGACAGAGUUGCUCCAAUUACAUAUUUGGAACAGAUGUCCAAAUGUUAAUACUUGACUAAGGCUAAAGACUAAUAUUACCAUCACAGGAAAAAUGUCCAGGGUUUUUUUUCAGAUGUGAAAUUUUAUUUAAAAAUUUUAAAUAAACUAAAUCAAAAAAUUUUAGUAGUUGUACUAAUUUCCUGGGGCUGUCAAAGUACCACAAACUGUAUGGCGUAAAACAACACAAAGUUAUUCUUUCAUGGUUUUAGAGGCUAGAAGUUUGAAAUCAACGUGUUGGUAGGGCCAUGCUCUCUCCAAACCCACUAGGGGAAGACUCCUGUCUUUCAGUGUCUGGUAGCCCCACUUGUUCUUUGGUUUCUGGCAGCAUAACUGUAAUCUCUACCUCAGUUUUUUCAUGUAUGUCUCCAUGUUUUUUUACUUUCUUUCUUGAGAUGGAGUUUCACUCUUGUUGCCCAGGCUGGAGUGCAGUGGCAUGAUCUUGGCUUACUGCAACCUCUGUGCCCCGGGUUCAAGCAAUUUUCCUGCCUCAGCCUCCCGAGUAGCUGGGAUUACAGGCAUGCGUCAGCACGCCCGGCUGAUUUUGUAUUUUUGGUAGAGAUGGAGUUUCAUCAUGUUAGUCAGGCUGGCCUCGAACUGACCUCAGGUGAUCCACCUGCCUUGGCCUCCCAAAGUGCUGGGAUUACAGAUGUGAGCCACUGCACCCGGCUGUCUCCAUGUCUUCUUAUAAGGGUAUCAGUCAUACUGGAUUAGGGCCCACCCUAAAGACCUCAUUUUAACUUGAUUACCUCUGUAAAGACCCUGUUUCCAAAGAAGGCAAAAUUCUAAGCAACUAGGGGUUAGACUUCAACAUAUCUUUCGGGGGGACACAACUCAACCCAUAACAGUAGUCAAUGGCUGUGGCAGGCUAAAUGUGGCUCCCAAAUAUGUCCAUAUCCUAAUCCCUACAGCCUGUGAAUAUUACCUUAUAUAGCCAAGAGGAUUUUGCAGAUGUGAUUCUGAGAUUGAGAGAUUAUGCCAGAUUAUCCAGGUAGGCCCCAAAUGUAAUCACCACAGUCCUUAUAGGAGAGGCAAGAAAGUCAAGUGUAGAAGGAGGCGAUAGAAGGAGAGAGGGAUUUGAAGAUUAAUAGGCUGCUUGCUUUGAAGACAGAGGGAAGGGACCAUAAACCAGAAAUAAACCUCUAGAAGCUGGAAAAGGCAUGGAAAUAGACCCUCCCUUAAGGUCUCUGGAGGGAGUGCAGCCUUGAUUUCUACCGAGUAAAAUUGAUUUUGUACUUCAGACCUCCAAAACUGUAAGAGAAUGACUGUUGUUUUAAAACCAUUGAGUUUGUAGUAAUUUGUUGCAGCAGCCACAAGAAACUAAUACAACAUCUAUAUAGAAUUUUUUCAAUAAUUGGAGAAAUUUGAAUAUGGAUUGCAUAUUAAUAUUACUGAAUCAGCAUUAAAUUUGUUAGGUGUAAUAAUGUGAUUGUAGCUAUUUAGGAGAAUAUCCUAUUUUUAAGAGACAUGCCACCAUAUUUAGGGAGAAGUGCCAACAUAUUUGCAGUUUAUUUUCAAAUGGUUCAGAGGCUGUCUGUGUACAUGAGAAGACAAAGAUAAGGCAAAUGCAGCAAAAUUGUAAUAAUUGGUGAAUCCAGGUGAAGGGACUAUGGCUGGUCUUUGUACUUUUUUUUCCAACUUUUCUGUAGGUUUAAAAUUUUCAAAAUAAAAAAAUGGGAAAUACUUUAAAAAUUGUAAUCAAAGACAUUAGUACAGAAACUUUCAUAAUGUAUUUUAUUUUUACAGUAAAAUUAAUUUAUGUAAAUUGAUAGAAUUUUACUAAUUUCACUCCCAAGUUACAUUAAAAGGCUUACAUAUGUUUGAUAAUAGCAUAUGUAAACUAGAACUCUGAAUGAUAUCCAUUGGUCAUAAUACGUACUAUGUAGCGGUAAUGGUGACUUUUGUGAUUGCACAAGUCUAGAGAUGCCCCAAAUGACAUUGACUUAGACAUCUGGUUAUUCUAAGGCUGAAACUGAAGUUGAAUAGAAGGUUUUAGUCAAAUACUGAGAUGAAAACUGAGGCAGUCCUGGCGGGGGGGAGUGAGUGUGUGUGUAUAUAUACACACAUAGACAUCAUGCUUCUAAACAUUUACAGAAAGAAAGGGUAGAUUAUCUACAAAAAAAUAAGAAUCAGACUGAUAUGAGAUCUUACAAACCUAACCCCCUUCUCUUUCCUAAACUCCAGAUUCUCAUAUUUCUGACUUCCUAUUUGAUAUUUACACUUCGAUAUUUACCAGGAGUCUUCAACAUUUUGUUCAAAACAGUACUCUUGGUUUUCUUCCUCCAAGACUACUCCUUACUCAUAUCAGCAAAUAGCAGCUCUUUUCAAGUGCUCAGUGUAAAAACCUACAAUUAAUCCUUGAUUUCUCUUUCAGUCAGCCUAUACUAAAUCAAUUUCAUUUAAAAUAUCUCGGCUACUACUCUGCAUCUCCACUGCUACCAUCGGCCUCUCCAGUCACAUUCUCCAAGAGCACUCUAUCUCAUUUAAAAGACAAAAUCUCUGCAGUGGCCUGUGAUGCUCCUUAAUGGCCUACAUAAUCCAGCCCUCAAGCACCUCCGUGAUCUCUGUAAAACUUUCCCUUGGUCACUGUGCUUCAGCCACAUUAACCAGCUUGCAUAUUUCUCACAUUCACCAAGCUUGUUCCUGCCUUGGGGCCUUUGUACUUACCAUGUUCUGUUCUGAGAAUACUCUGCCUCAAGAUAUCCUACAACUAUCUUACUGUAUUCAGCUCUCUGCUCAAGUAUUAACUGAUGAAACCUGUCAUCCCUACUCCACUCCAUGUUCUGCUUUACUUAACAGCAAUUGCACAUAUGGCCCCCUGAAUAAUAUACAUUUAGUCACUUAUUUUUACUUAUCUGCUAAUUAAAAUGUAGACUUUUUCUAUUCUGUUUACUGCUGUAUUCCCAGCAUGUUUUAUCCGAAUGUGCAGUGGUUUCUUUUCUUCUCCCUUAUCGUGGGAAGUGAUGUGCACAAAUACACAUAAUGGAGCCUGAAUGUCAUAUUGCUUUCAUACCUGUGUGAAUUUUGGUAAGAAAGGAAAAGUAGCGAUUGACAGGUAAUAUAAUUACAUUAAGUCACUCUCAUAGUUAGCUGUUUAUUGCUUUCCUGCUCUUAUUCUCAGUCCCCAGGACCAAAUGUUGACCACUACCUUCCCCCACAUAUAAUUAGGUUAUUUACCGAACGCCAUGCAGGUGGCUGUUAAAAGGAAGAUAUAUACUUACCUUAUAAACUCAACUUUUCCCUGUUGUCUUUCUGUCUCACCCCUACCUCCAUGCUUUAAAUUAACUUUUCAGGCUUAGGCCUUAUCUCUCAGUAGAGCCAUAUAAGGUAUGUGUAAAAGCAGGAAAAUGUUUCCUGGGGAUGAAGCUUUGAAAAGCUUUUUUUUUUUUUUCUUUUGGCAAUAAAAUAAGGUAGAUUCAGCACAAUACCUAAUAACUAAAAAAUCUGUUUUUAAUUGGGUGGGGCAGACAGCAAGUGUGUCAUCCUGGAAGAUACUAUUUGGGAUUUUAUGUAGGUACAUAAGAGAAAAAAGUGAACAAAAGCAAGGGGCUACCAGGACGCCGCAGUAUGCUUAACAUGUAUUUUCUAAGUUUGUAUUAUGCCUUUAUCUUGGUACUUUUAUCUUCUGUUCUCACUUGAUCUUUUUGAAAUGUAUUUUAAAUCCUAAUAAAAAUAUAUAAAGUCUGGAAUUAAUAAAGGAUUAAAUGAAA
Messenger RNA from Homo sapiens (human), 11508 nucleotides. It is a transcript of the gene H4C15, whose product is annotated as H4 clustered histone 15. Gene Ontology annotation, cellular component: chromosome; nucleosome; nucleus. The coding region runs from base 29 to 340 and encodes 103 amino acids. The record is from RefSeq and is a predicted model, not a curated record. The transcript has 3 exons. Lineage: Eukaryota; Metazoa; Chordata; Mammalia; Primates; Hominidae. Gene Ontology annotation, molecular function: structural constituent of chromatin; DNA binding; protein heterodimerization activity.